UUCCAUGAAGUGCGACCGGACAACUCUCGCGAGUCCAUCGUCAGUUCAACCCUAACCCAAUUCAGUUGACAAUGAUGAUAUAGCUGUUAAUCAUGGCACUGUUCGUGUGGACUUUCAAGGCAAAUAUCCACCGGUUUAUCGCGGAUGGACAAUUUAUUCAGUAUUUUAUUAUCCUCUUUUCACUGUUCAAUCUGUCGUUGUGUCUUUACGAGGAUCAAGUUGGUAAAUUCGAUUGGAAACAGAAUUACGUAGGGAGAAUCAAAUUUGCUAGUUUUGAUACAGUAUCGACUGCCAAGAAGAUAAUUGUUGCCACCGAGGAAAAUGUCCUUGCAGCUCUCAAUUUGAAAUCAGGGCAAAUAAUAUGGAGGAGAGUUUUGGAACGAGGUUGCGCCGGACGAAUCCGUUCCUUGAGUGGCGGAGGAGAUGGAGACUUGAUAACAGUCAGCGGUGGAGUACCAGCGAUCGUUCGGGUCUGGGAUCUAACUGCUGGACAUAUCCUCAACGAGUGGCCGGUGGCUGAGCAGAAUCCCGAGCAACUAGACACCCCAUUCCUAUCAUUUUCCACUGUUGGAUUAUAUUCUGCUGAAAGGUUGGAGGAUGUUAAAUGGCACAUUAAAGAUGGUACUCUUCAUCAUAUUCUGCCGAUAUACAGUAGUGGAGUUGAGGUGACAUCCUAUGAUAGUAAAACUGGGGAGAAGUUGAAGACGAGGAAGGUGUCAGCGCCAUUUAUAACAGCAGAAACAAAAUGUGUAUUGACAGCACCAUAUUUAGCCUGCCUCAAAAGUGACACAUCCCUUGCAAUUCUCUUUCUGGUGAACCUAUUUGACACGAAUGAACAGCCACAUUCAGUAACCAGUAACAACAUAUUUGGGGCUGGUGCCCAGGGCCCAUUCACUCUGGAGGCAGUACCAGGAGAUGAAUCAGUAUUAUCAGUAACUGCUAAGGGAGACCACCGAAAACGUAUCAUGAUACCUGGUGAUACACCGAAAAUCAUUCCAAGAGAUAUCGACGGCGAUGUGAGACUUUAUAUCACGAAUGUUGAUGAGGAGAAAGUACUUUUGGAAACUACUUAUCGCAAGGGGGUGACAGAAAUCAAAGCAUCAACUUUACUGGACUCGACCCCAAUGCCAGAACUGUCAGCAUCAAUAUCGCACAGUGCCCUCCUUUCCCCGACCAUAAAAGCUUCAAUCUGCCCGAAAACGCCAAAGGGCGUGAUUUGCCGCCACUUGACGAGCUCCGAAGACGAUGGAGUAGCCCUUCUUCAGCACAAUAAACUAGUCUGGUCCAGGGAAGAGGCACUGGCCAGCAUCAGCAUCGUCGAAAUGAUGGAGCUCCCCAUGUCGGACCGCGAUCAGACAAUUGAGACAGAAUUCGAUCAAAAAGAAAGUAUCGAUAUAGACAGUUCAUGGGAUGUCGUGGGGAUGAUGACGCGGAGAGUGACAGCCCAGUUUAAUCAACUCAAAUCGUUCCUUCAGUCCUCGUUCGGUGUCACUCCACAGGCAUCGAGCCAGAGAGCGGAUCUGGUGAGAGAUAAAUUUGGCCUUCACAAGAUGAUCGUCGUAGUGACAUCGGCGGGUAAAUUAUUCGGUAUUGAGUCGAAAAAGGGAGAGAUCAUCUGGCAGUUGAGGAUUCAGGACAUGGCAACUGAGGGGAAGGAGUCGACACCACUGAUAUUGUACGUCCAAAGAGGCAGCAGACACUUCCCCUAUCCUCCACAAUGUGCUCUGCUAUCAACUGACAAGAACACGGGGGAUGGAGUCAUUUAUACGUUCAAUCCCAUCACUGGGCAGCCCCUGGAUGGACUGGUGAAGCUCGACUACAAGGUGAAACAGUCCAUGCUGCUCCAUGAUGCUACUGAGGAUUUCCUUAGGGCUAUUCUACUCCUAGAUACCAGGGAUAAGGUCCAUGUGUUUCCUGAGAAUGCAACUGCUGUUGCCGCUGCCAGUGGCAAGAGCACUUAUUUGUUCACUGCUGAUGCUGGUACGGGAAUUGUCGCUGGAUUUUCUCUUGGGUAUAGUACACCUGAGGAAUUGAUAGCUCACAAAGUUUGGGAGCUAGUUCUAGCCCCUAAAAAUCAAAAAAUCACCCACGUCGUGUCGAAAAAUCCAAUCGAGCGUGUUCACUCCCAGGGACGUGUUCUGGGUGACCGAUCAGUACUCUAUAAAUAUAUUAAUCCAAAUUUAGUGGCCGUUGUUACCCAGGGUGUUGGUAGCACUCUCAAGAAUACUAUAACAUUAUACCUCUUGGAUGUCGUCUCAGGAGCAAUGAUAUUUUCUAUUGUCCACAAACGAGUACGUGGACCUAUCCACAUAGUUCACUCUGAGAACUGGCUCGUUUAUAGUUAUUAUAAUGACAAGAGUCGUAGAACUGAAAUAGCAACAUUAGAGCUUUACGAGGGAAAAGUUCAGAGUAAUACCACUGUGUUCUCAUCAUUAACAACAACACGACUACCUAUGGUAGAACGACAAGCAUUUAUAUUUCCAGCGUCCAUUGAAUCAAUGACGGAAACUAUCACGGAGAAGGGAAUAACGAGCAAACAUAUUCUAGUGGCUCUGGCUAAUGGUGGCAUCUUGGAGUUACCCUGGAUGAUGCUAGAUCCGAGACGACCUACCAAUCCUGAAUCGCGAGAAGAGGGUGUAAUUCCCUACAUGCCAGAGAUACCAAUUCAUAUGGAUGCCAUUAUCAACUACAACCAAAGUGUAUUCAGGGUAUCCGGAAUUUACACGAGUCCCAGUGGCCUUGAAAGUACCUGUUUAAUUUUUGCACAUGGUCUUGAUUUAUUCUACACAAGAGUUGCCCCGUCGAAGACCUUUGACGUUCUGAAGGAAGACUUUGAUUACUAUCUCAUCGUCAUAGUCCUUGCAGUACUCUUGAUCUCAUCGUACGUAACGAAAAAGUUGGCAUCGCAAAAAGCACAGAAGCAGGCGUGGAAAUGAAUCGAUGAACAGUCGCCCCCAAAAAAAUAUCCUCUUUCAUUCAAUUAAUUUUCACCCUUGUGUGCUAGAAUUUUUAACUUAUAAAGGCCACAUCACCCACCCUUUUGUAAAUUAAACAUUGUCAAUAUGUAAAUUAAUCUUAACAAUGCCAUUGAUUUACGUAAACACUUACAAAAUAGAAUCAAUUACUCUCAAACUGUUUUUAUAAACAACACGUAGUUUCUAAAUGGAAAUGAUAUACCAUGUAAUGAGUGAGUGAAAACGAGGCGUGCUGAUACCAAAAUAAAUUCAAAAUCAAACAAA
Molecule: messenger RNA, 3239 nt
Organism: Diachasmimorpha longicaudata
Lineage: Eukaryota; Metazoa; Arthropoda; Insecta; Hymenoptera; Braconidae
Gene: EMC1
Product: ER membrane protein complex subunit 1
Exons: 13
Coding region: 93-2936 (947 amino acids)
Biological process (GO): protein folding in endoplasmic reticulum
Cellular component (GO): EMC complex
Molecular function (GO): protein binding
Source: RefSeq, a predicted model, not a curated record